This is a messenger RNA of Carya illinoinensis, 896 nucleotides long. Its product is annotated as transcription factor bHLH52-like. Gene Ontology annotation, molecular function: protein dimerization activity; DNA-binding transcription factor activity. The transcript has 2 exons. Gene Ontology annotation, biological process: regulation of DNA-templated transcription. NCBI's taxonomy places the organism in Eukaryota, Viridiplantae, Streptophyta, Magnoliopsida, Fagales, Juglandaceae. The coding region runs from base 30 to 827 and encodes 265 amino acids. The record is from RefSeq and is a predicted model, not a curated record.
CCCAGUCCACGGACCAGAACAUUCAACAAAUGCACGAUCCGGAGAUCGCAGCAGAAGUCCUCAUGGCUUUUGACGGCAAUUCAACUCUUGCAGACUUCGAUCCAUUACUUGACCCCUACAAGUUCUGCUACGCAGACAACUCCAACAUUAAUCUCCUCCCAUACUGCUCUACCCCAUCAGAUUAUUUAACCUACUUCUCACCAGAAAUAUUUCCUCAAGAUGAACUCCAAUCCUACCAAUACCCGAAGUGCCAGAAGAUCAGCUGUGGAAAUUAUCAUAAUUACUCGGAUUUUGCUCCUGGUUUCUUCGACGGCUAUCUCCCAAAUCCUUCUGGUCUGCUUACAGAGAUAAUGCCGGAAUUCCUCGCUCCAUUGCCUGUAUCAUCUCAUUCCUGCGAUCAACAUAUUCCUGAGAGUUAUGUGAAGAAUCCCACUAAUAGGGUAAGCUUGUCUGCUCAGAGCAUUGCUGCUCGCGAAAGGAGAAGAAAGAUAACAGAGAAGACCCAGGAGCUUGGGAAGCGAAUUCCAGGAGGGACUAGGUUGAACACAGCUGAGAUGUUCCAUGCUGCUUUCAAGUAUGUAAAGUACUUGCAGGCUCAAAUCGCAGUUCUUCAAAUCAUGUCCGAUAAAGAACCAUUAAUGCAUGAUACGAAAGAACUCCAAGAUCAUCUUCUUGCAUCACCCCUUAUUCAAGAGAAGUUGUACUCAGAGGCCAAGUGCUUAGUUCCCAAACAGUUUCUUCAAACCUUAGUUAAUGAUCUUGAAAUCCAAUCAAAGCCAUUGAUGCUCAAGGACAUUCAUCAGUUGCUGCGAACCAAUGCAGCUUGAUUUGCAUGUUACAGAAGUUUAUUUUCGAUCGUUUCUCUAUUUUCCCUUAAUUAGUCUUUUUCUUUUUUU